GCCCCUCAGGUACUGGUGUGUGCAUCCCAGUGGGGCAGGUGAGGGAGAUGGGGACAGAGACACAGAAGAAAGUCACCUCGCAUAUAAAAGGAGGGGGUGGGGCUCUGCCCCUGGAACUUCCUCUUUCUCUGAGUUCUUCCUUUCUCUUCUCUCUCGGCCUCUCCCUAUCUGCCUCACGGUCUUUCUUUCUGCCUGCGUCUCCCUACUGCCACCACCCCUUCUGUCCUGUCCCUCCCACUGUUCUCUCACACCUCUAGAAGAAGAUGUCAGCCCAGGACAGCUGCCUCAGCCUCAUCAAGUACCUCCUCUUCGUUUUCAACCUCUUCUUCUUCGUCCUAGGCAGCCUUAUUUUCUGCUUCGGCAUCUGGAUACUCAUCGACAAGACCAGCUUCGUGUCCUUUGUGGGCUUGUCCUUCAUGCCCUUGCAGAUCUGGUCCAAGGCCCUGGCCAUCUCAGGAAUCCUCACCAUGGGCCUUGCCCUCCUGGGCUGUGUGGGGGCCCUGAAGGAGUUCCGCUGCCUCCUGGGCCUGUAUUUUGGGACACUGCUGCUCCUGUUUGCCACACAGAUCACCCUGGGAAUCCUCAUCUCCACUCAGAAGGUCCAGCUGGAGCGGAAAGUGGAGGACGUCGUGCUGAAGACGAUCCAAACCUACCGAGCCCACCCGGAGGAGACGGCUGCGGAGGAGAGUUGGGACUACGUGCAGUUUCAGCUGCGCUGCUGCGGCUGGAACUCUCCUCAGGACUGGUUCCGUAUCCCCAGCCUGAGGAGCAACGAAUCGAGAGGGCACCGCGUGCCCUGCUCCUGCUAUAACUCAUCGGCGACCAACGACUCCGCAAUCUUCGAUAAGAUCUCCUUCCCUCCGUUCAGCCGGCUCGGACCACUGGCGCGGCCCCGACACAAUGCAGACAUUUGCUUGGUCCCCGCGAACAGCUACAUCUACCGCGAGGGCUGCGCACGGAGUCUCCAGAAGUGGUUGCACAACAACUUCAUCUCCAUAGUGGGCAUUUGUCUCGGCGUGGGUCUACUUGAGCUAAGCUUCAUGACGCUCUCCAUAUUCCUGUGUAGAAACCUGGACCACGUCUACGAUCGGCUCGCUCGGUACCGCUAGGCCCCGCCCUUCCCGAAGCCCCGCCCCGACCCCCUCAAGUACCCUGGGCAUUUAGUU
Messenger RNA from Balaenoptera acutorostrata (minke whale), 1166 nucleotides. RefSeq names its product CD37 molecule (gene CD37). Gene Ontology annotation, cellular component: membrane. The coding region runs from base 264 to 1109 and encodes 281 amino acids. The record is from RefSeq and is a predicted model, not a curated record. Lineage: Eukaryota; Metazoa; Chordata; Mammalia; Artiodactyla; Balaenopteridae. The transcript has 8 exons.